UGAUUUUAUGAGGCGGUGUCCGAGGGCUGUUGAUAUGAGAGGAAGCUGUGAAGACGCGUCGCUAUAGAAACAAGUGCAGGAAGUAGCUGCGGGCGAUUUCUGUAAUGUCCCGCUCAGUAAUCCAGCCCCUGAGUGCAGGGGCCACUGCCCCAGAGGCGUUGUCCCUGCUACACCAGCGCCUCUUGGUGGCAGAGGAGCAGGCAGAGGCUCUAAUCAGAGAUAUGGGCAGUCUGGGAGUGUCUAGAGAGCAGCUCCUGGAGCCCGUGGAGAGGGACACCAUCCAGCGUCCCAUUAGCCCCCUGAAGAUGCACCGUGCCCUAAGAGAGCCCGGAGGAGAAGGGCUACUGUGGCGCCAGUGUGAUGGGCUAGUGAGCAGGGUAUGUCGCAUGGAAAGCCUCCUGCAGACCCUCAAGCUCACCACCUUUCGCUUGGAGACUGAGAGAGACCUGGAUCCCUCACACUCAGCCCGUCUGAAGGAGCAGCUGUCUGCGCUGCAGCAGGAGAGUGAUGAGGAGCAGCGGGUCUCCAGAAGGGAAGUGAUGCGGCUGAGGGACCUGCUCCGCCAGGCCUGCCUGGACCGGGACGAGUCCCGAGAGGAGGUGCAGAGACUGGGGGAGGCCCUGGAGGUCGCCACCACCUCAAAGAUGGAUGUGGCUCUGGCUGCAGAGGAGCUGAAGGUGGUCAAAGUCCAAAUGAGUGAGAAGCUGCUGCAGCUGAAGGAUCAGAUGUCCCAGGAGUCUGCUCGGUCUUUUGAGAACGAGAAAUCCCACAGUGCACUACUUCAGAGGGUGGAGGAGAUGGAGAUAGUGGUGGAGAUGGAGAGAAGACAGGCCCAGAUAGUGCAGGCAGACUGCCAUGCCCUGCGUUCUGAUGGACAGGCCACCAGACAGAGACUACAAGAGGAGAAGGACAGAGGCCACAGGCUGCAGGAGCAGUGUGAGCAGCUCAAAGGGCAGGCAGAGGUGAAAGAUUCCCUUGUUUUGGAGUUGACAGGUGAACUAAAAAGUGCACGGCUAGCCCUGCAGAGGCAGCAGCAAGAGAACAGCAGGUUACUGAGAGAUGGAGGAGAUCUGAGGACUGCAGCUGACAAAGUCCAAGCGUUUAACAACCAGUUGGAUAGUCAGUGCUCUGAGUUGAGUUCUGCCCUACGUUCUCUUACUGUGGAGAAAUCCAAGCUACAGACUGAACACCAGGCUACCAUUAAGGCAGAGAGGAGUCGUGUGGCCAAGCAGCUGCAGGAGCAAGACCUCCUGCUGGAUGCAGCCAGACGCAACAUCCAGGCAGAACUGCAGGGGGCGCUAUCAGCUAAAGUUAAAUUGCAGAUGGAACUGGAGACUCUGAAGGUUGACCAUGCCCAACUUCUGCAGAGUUCCACGGUUGCCCAAGAGACAGUUGUCACUCAGCGGGAGCUGUUGGAGUGUACCAUUGAGAGGCUGCGGGGGGAUCUGAACUCUGCUGUAAAGGAAAGGGAGGUUGUGAGGACAGACAGGGACAGUGCAAAGACUGAGAUGUGCAUUGUGGUCACCAAGCUAGAGGGUGAGAGGAGUGCUUUGGAAACACAACUCACUAAAGUCAAGCUGGAGGCAGGCACUCUGAGCUCCACCUUGCAGAAGCAGGAGGAAGAGAACAGGAGGCUCAUGGGAAAGCUGGCUGCCAUGGAGCAUCAGCAGAAUGCUCAGCAGCAGGUGGAACAGAUGCUGAAGGAGUUGACGGACAGUAAGAACAACCUGGCCUAUGAGAAAGGGAAGCUACAGACCAGGGUAGAUCAACUUCAGGAGGAGCUGCAAGCUUUAAGGGACAACCAUGUAGAAAGUGUCCAACAAUGCAAGCUGAGCUCUGUGUUUGUGAACAAGUACACACAGGUCAGCUCUGAAAUUAGCACCCCGAAGACAACCUGUCUUAAACUGGAGGCUCAGCUCAGACAGGCCCAGGCUGCAGUCCAGGUGAAGGAGUGGGAGGUGGCGUCGGCGGUGGCAGCCAGAGACGAGGCUCUGAGGGACAGCCAGGCCCUGAGGGGACAACUGGACAAACUGCAGGAGCAGCACAGGGACAAGCUGUGUGAGCUGGAGGGCUGGCUGGGUGUGUCUCGUCAGGGUGGGGGCAGUGUGGCUCAGACCCUGGAGAACGUUUUGGCCUCCCACUCCCGUCUGCAACACAACACUGAGACGGUACAGAAGGAGCUGGGGAGACGAGAGCAGGAGCUGGCCUUACUCAGGAGAGACAGACUGCAGGGUCAGAGAGAGAUUCAGAGGCUACAGGCAGAGGUGGAGAAGCUCCAAGAUAUCAUGGCAACAACUAAUGCCAAGAAAAACAAAAUGCUGGAGCCCUUGCGUAAGGCCCUGGAUGUGGCAAGGCAGGACAACAAGAAACUAGCCCAAAGUUUAGAGCAGGCUGUGUUGGCCAACAGCACUCUGCAGUCCAACCUGGACCGAGCCAGAGACCAACACCAGAGCACCAACACACAGAGAGAGGCGGAGCUGGCUGAGGCCAGGGCAGAGAUUGGUCGAUGGUCAGAGCAUCUGGAAUCUAUGAAGCUUCAGAUGAGGAAAGAGAGGGACUCAUUGAAGAGGUUGUCACAGAGAGAAAUCUCAGAGUUGAGAAAGGCUCUUGAGGACUUGUCAUCUAGGUCAGGUGACCUCUCCAGGGCCAAUCGGGAGCUGCGGGAGAAGACGACUGAGUUGGAGAAAGUGGUGUCCAAUCAGAAAGCCCGUCUCCGAGAUCAGAAGACGCAGCUCAAGCAACACCUGGAUAAUAGAGCCACUCUGGGCAACUCUCAGAAAAUAAAAGACAUGGAGGGAGAACUAAAGAGCCUCAAGACCUUGAAGGAUCAGUAUCAGAAGAAGAACUAUGAGCAGAGUGAGUUGAUCCAGCAGUUCCGGUCCGAGACCUUAUCCCUCCAGCGGGAGCUACGGCGCCUGUCCUCCAGCCAGGAGGGAGAGCUAGAGGCUGAGAGGGAACUGAGACACGUCAUGCAAGACAAGUGUCAGCAGAGGCUGGAGGAGAGCAUCAAAAAGCUGCAGGAGGCCAAAGACGAGACAGAGCAGAAAAUGAAAGAGGUCAGCCUGGAGUCACAGCAGAUAUCAGAGAACCUAGAGGAAGCUCACAGUUGGUUCCGGUCCAAGUUUGACAGCCUGAAGAGUGAUGGAGAGCCAAACAGGUCUAUGGGGGAUGAGGAACCACAAGAGAAUGGACACCAUACCCCGGGGAGCAGUAAAGGGGGUGCACACAGUUCAUCAUGCAAACGCAACAGAAAGACUCGGUGUGAUAGCAGGCUUCCAGAACCUCCAGAGUGGGAGAGAUGGAGAGCCACCAUGCAACGCUGGGAGACCAAGAGAGAGCUGGCUCGCAUUGCAAGUGGAUACAAACCUGGUGGGACACAUGUGUUAACACACGGACACACACAACAAGACACGCAUACUGUAUAGUGCAUACACACACAACAAGACACGCAUACUGUAUAGUGCAUACACACACAACAAGACACGCAUACUGUAUAGUG
This is a messenger RNA of Coregonus clupeaformis (lake whitefish), 3499 nucleotides long. RefSeq names its product coiled-coil domain containing 150 (gene ccdc150). Bases 105 to 3425 code for a protein of 1106 amino acids. NCBI's taxonomy places the organism in Eukaryota, Metazoa, Chordata, Actinopteri, Salmoniformes, Salmonidae. The transcript has 26 exons. The record is from RefSeq and is a predicted model, not a curated record.